Molecule: messenger RNA, 642 nt
Organism: Acaulospora colombiana
Lineage: Eukaryota; Fungi; Glomeromycota; Glomeromycetes; Diversisporales; Acaulosporaceae
Source: the annotation of a GenBank genome assembly
AUGGUUCAGACAAAUGUUAAUGUAAAUGAAAAUUUCAACAAUAAUAAUUUAUGUCUGUCAGAAGAUUUAAUUAGUAUUACUUCUUCAGAUAGUGAAAAUGAUAUCAUAUCAGAGACAUCUGUUUUAGACGGCAUUCAAAAUCAUCGAGAUAAAGCUGAGUCACAUUUUACUGAAGGGAAUUAUGUAAAAGCAAUAGAACUUUGGGAACUCAUUCUUAAAGAUCCUCGGCAUACGUCAGAAGAUCGGAGGUGUCCAACAACAAGGCUUACAGAAUUCAUUGAAGGUCUCAGUCAGAAAUUACGAAACUAUUCCUCGCUCAAAACUUUUGGCGACCUGAAGGAAAUGUUACGUAGAAAUAAGGUCAAUGGGGAGGAUAUAACAAACAUCAAGCAGUUUACUCCCGUCUUCGAGGAGAUUAUUAAGGCAGAUGAUAAUGACCUCACAGAUCUCAAGGAGGAAGAUUUCUGUGGUGGUGAGGUAGUGAUCGCAAGUGUAUCAUCUGCAUCCCAAUCUAAGCCAGCUUAUGAUCAUUCCUAUUUUCGCAACAAGAUAUUGGAUCAAUAUCAUAAUCUAUAUAGAGAAUGUAGUAGUGAAAAUUUCGAUUACUAUGAGAUUACUGAGGUCAUGAUGAUGAAGAAAUAG